UAUUGAAAUUAUAAAAUUAACCUUCUAAUUUUCUUAUUUUCAAAUGUUACUAAAUACAUAUGUACUUCGCUUAUCUUGAGUAAAUAUAAUGUUAUUUACUUAUUAUAUUCAUUAAAGUUUACCUGAGCAAUAUGAGGGACCGAUUAGCUGCGUUAAAAGCUGCUAGUAAGGACCACAGUAAUAACGAGACAAAUAUUCAAAUUGAGGCGGAACCUUUAAAUCAAGAAUCCAGUUCACUAAAGAAUACCUUUGAAAGAGGCCAAGUAAUUCAACAAUGGAUAGAUUCAAUAGAAAAGAACAACGAACAAAUGAGGGAGUAUACUACCAAAAGUCAGAUUCAAUCCGUCUUCGACCAAAAAGGCAUAAAUGAUAAAAUAGAAGAUCUCUUUGCUAAAAACAAGGCGAUAUGCAUGAAAAUAAGUGGUAAACUGAAGGAAUAUGAGAACGAACUCAAAACCACCGCCACGCAUUCGGCAGAAGAAAGAAUAAAAUCGGUACAGUAUAACAGUUUGAAUAAAAGAUAUGUCGAGGCAUUUAAAACCAGCAAUUCCAUUAUGGAAAAGCACAGCAACAACAUUAAGGAUUCAAUUAAAAGCCAACUGAGUAGUAAAGGAUUAGUUGUAACAGACCAGGAAUUAGAUGAGUUGAUUGAAAAAGGAGAAGACAUCCAAGUUUUUACUGAUAAUAUUCUGGCUGAAACAGCGGAAGCUAAACGUAUGCUUCAAGACAUAGAAGAAAGACACGAGCAUCUUCUAAAAAUUGAAAGGACUCUAGUCGAAGUCAGGGAUAUGUUUAUUCAGAUUAGUAUUUUAGUUGAUAGUCAGCAAGAAAUAAUUGACAGAAUAGAAUAUCAGGCUGAACAAGCUAGAGAUUUUGUAUUGAAAGGGGAGCGCCAAAUACAAAAGGCGAAAACAAAUAAGAAGAGAAGUUUAAAAUGUAAAAUAAUUAUUACUGUCGUAGUAGUCGUAUUUAUACUAAUAUUAGUGGCAUCACUUUUGAGUUGAAAUUCACAAAAGUAGUUUUAUUUUGUACAUGAUUUUUAGUUAAUAAUUACAGAAAUAAGUGAUUAG
This is a messenger RNA of Aethina tumida (small hive beetle), 1070 nucleotides long. RefSeq names its product syntaxin-1A. Lineage: Eukaryota; Metazoa; Arthropoda; Insecta; Coleoptera; Nitidulidae. The record is from RefSeq and is a predicted model, not a curated record. The transcript is spliced from 7 exons. Gene Ontology annotation, biological process: intracellular protein transport; exocytosis; synaptic vesicle fusion to presynaptic active zone membrane. Gene Ontology annotation, molecular function: SNARE binding; SNAP receptor activity. Bases 132 to 1004 code for a protein of 290 amino acids. Gene Ontology annotation, cellular component: plasma membrane; endomembrane system; synaptic vesicle.